UUAUAUAGGCGCUGCAAUGUUCAGUUUAAAGUCAGUUCAGAUCGAGCUGAGUCUAGCGUGUUUCUUCAAAAUGAAAUGCAUUCUGAUCCUGGCUGGUCUGGCGUUCUAUGUUGCCCACACUGGGGCACAGCGGAAAGUCUGCCGUGGUGGUGUUACAGAUAGCCAACCGGGUUGCAUAGGCGGCAAAAGCGAAGGACAUGCCAAGGCGACCUCCUGCUACGGGAAUGCCAACAGAUACAUGUGGUGGUACAAUACCAGGAGCCGAUCCUGCAGGAGACUCUCCUACAACGGCUGCGGUGGCAACCACAAUCGCUUCUGCACCAAAAGCCGUUGCAAGAACAAGUGCAGGCGGAGUGGAAAAGCAACAAUGCAAAGCCAAACAACUGAAUACGGAAUAUGAAAUUUAUUCGCUUCGUUUUGCUUUCAAUUGUUAUUUAUCCUGACAAGAAUAUAUUUUUGUUAGAGUAUCUGUAGUAGUCGCUAAUGCAUGCUUUAUGGUUGAUUGUGGAGUUAAAUUUGUUUUUAUUAAAUUUAAAAUUAAUAUUUAAUUAUAUUAUUAGUUGAAUGCAGGAUAGCUUAAGAUAUUGUAAUGUAUAAUCUACAAAGAGUUGCCUAAUUCCUUGAAAAGUACUUCAAUGUGCUCUUAAAUGGGAUAUUUUAAAUAUAUCUUCAAACCCAACCCAUUGGCUUCAGGAUAUUCAAACUUUGCUGAGCUGUGAACUGGAUCUUGAACUGAACCUUGAGCGGAACCUGUUUCUUAAAUAGGUAUAAAUCUGAAUACUAAUGGAUAAACUGAAAAUAUUGUAUUUAAAAUAAUACCCCGCCUUCAACAAUGUGAA
Messenger RNA from Drosophila montana, 839 nucleotides. RefSeq names its product boophilin-G2-like. The transcript has 2 exons. Lineage: Eukaryota; Metazoa; Arthropoda; Insecta; Diptera; Drosophilidae. Gene Ontology annotation, molecular function: serine-type endopeptidase inhibitor activity. The record is from RefSeq and is a predicted model, not a curated record. The coding region runs from base 17 to 400 and encodes 127 amino acids.